AUGGCCGGCCGUGAGCAAGGCCAGCCAGCCAAGAGGCUCAGAGGCCAUGCUCUGGACUUGGCAAGGGGCGCGGCCGAGCAAAAGGAAAGGGUUGAAAGUGGAGAAAGCUCCCUCGCAACAGGGUUGCUGUCCUUGUGGGCUCAUGGGAACAUAGCAGCCACGACCAUGUGUUGGUUGGCCCACCUCGCCACACUGGACGGGGUGGAGCACGUGGAAGUUGUAGCCUUGGCUAAGGCUGGCAACUUCGGGCAAGUUCCCGGGGACUGUGCCAGGGACGUGACGAGAAGGUUUUGCAGUGCUAGCCGUGUGCCAGAGCCUCUGCAGGUGCCCAUCCCGGUCUUGGACCGUACAACAAACAAGGACUCCACUGAAGAUGCCGGAAUCAUGUUGCCACACAUGGUCUUCAGUACCCUCGCAACAGGGUACCCGGCAAUCUUCGAGUCUUUGGGCUUGCACAAGCUCGAAGCUUUUUGGAACAGUGCCCUCGCAACAGGGGACGACCGACUCGAGAAUGUACCUGCCCUCAAAGGCAGGGACUGGAAGAGGAAGGUCGUCCCGCUGUUCGUACACGGGGACGGUGUGGAGUACCAGACCAGGGACAGCCUUAUGGUGUGGUCUUUCGGAAGUCUUCUCAGUCUUUUCUCCGAUAGUCUGAUGAAGCACUUCCUCAUGGCAAUGUUCCCUAAAAUAGCGACCUCAGCGAGCACCUGGCCUGCAAUCAUGAAAUGGCUAGUCUGGAGCUUCGAUGCCCUCGCCAAAGGGUACCACCCCCAGAAAGGGCCUGAGAACGAACCCUUGACAAAGGGUUCGGUGUUCGAGAAGCUGAAAGGCCAACCUCUCACUCCUGGCCAUCACAAAGGCAUCAUUUGGUCCCUGCAAGGGGACCACGACUUUUUCAGCAAUGUAGUGGGACUGCCACACUGGCAGUCCCACUACCCGUGCUGGGAGUGUGAUGCUUCCUUGAAAGAGGAAGCAGCACGACAUGGCAAAUGGGUCAAAGAAAUCGAGCAGGACAAGCAAAACUUCGUUCGUGUCACCUCGAAACAGGCAGCACGAUUGAGUAUGUUCACCAAUCCAAAAACGCCAUGGGCUGUCACUCCUUUCUUGGAGUGUAAGGGUGCCGAGAACAAACACUUGCUGAAGCCACUCGCAACAGUGGCUGGGAAGCUGCUCGACACGACCGAGCCUGUGCAAUGCUCUAUGCUGUCCGCCUUGGAGUGCAUGUCGGACCUCGUCGAAGUCUUCGAUGCGGCCGACAUGUUCCUUGCAGACAAUGAGUUUAGGAAGGCAGAAAGCCUCGCAAAAGGCUUUCUCGACAGCUACAGCUUCCUGAACCAGUGGCCCCUUGAAAAAGGGUACCCUGGAUUCAGGAUUGUAAUGAAGCACCAUACGUUUCAACACCUGGUAGAAAACUCACGUUUUCUCAACCCACGUGCUCAUUGGUGUUUCGCUUCGGAAGAUUUUGUGGGCCGAGUCAGUCGCCUGGCAAAGUCUGCGUCUUCCGGAGUUCGCUCCACACGGCUCAGUGUCAAAAGCAUGCACAAGUAUAGAAUUCUUAUGCACUUGCUUAUGACCCGGCCAUCCAUACACGAUGUGGUGCCGGAGCUAGAUGGCAUGGCCGAUGAGUUCUAG
Messenger RNA from Symbiodinium sp. CCMP2592, 1632 nucleotides. NCBI's taxonomy places the organism in Eukaryota, Dinophyceae, Suessiales, Symbiodiniaceae. The record is from the annotation of a GenBank genome assembly.